Messenger RNA from Penicillium daleae, 639 nucleotides. RefSeq lists its product as uncharacterized. Lineage: Eukaryota; Fungi; Ascomycota; Eurotiomycetes; Eurotiales; Aspergillaceae. The transcript has 3 exons. Bases 1 to 639 code for a protein of 212 amino acids. The record is from RefSeq and is a predicted model, not a curated record.
AUGAACUCCAAGGCUAUCGGAGACCACUAUAGUCGUGGCGAUGAUUUCUAUCUUACGUAUAUCGAUAAGCGAUAUAGAUUCUACUCGCACGGGUUAUUCAAAUACCCGGAUGAAAGUAUCGAGGAGGUAUCGGAGCAUAAACUCGAGAGCAUGUUCAGCAGCUUGGAACUCAAGCCUGGACAGAGGCUGCUAGAUAUCGGUGGCGGUUGGGGAGGUGUUACUCAGUACUGCGGUGCUCGUGCGUUUGAUCAGCGACAAGAACCUCUCGGUUUGAUCAUGUUGUUAUCCACGGGGUCACCGAGCGUUUCCCAGACUACCAAGGAUUUGCUUAAACCAGGAGGUCGGGUUUAUCUCGAUGUGUCGGCUGCUGUCACCAAGUUUGCUGUUAGCUCAUGGGCGAGACAGUAUAUCUGGUCGGGGACGCACUCAUUCAUAACUGUCCAAGAUGUCAUGGCCGAGUUUUUGUAUCAUGGAUUUGAGGUUAUCGAAGUUGUUCACGAGACGAAAGACUAUGAGCUUACCAUGUUGGAAUGGACUAAGAGAUUAGAUGCUGCCAAGGAUGAAGUCAUUGCAGGCUGGGGCGAAGAAACGUAUCGCGUAUUUCGGCUCGUCCUGUGGGGGUGGGACCCAUGUAUUUAA